AUGAAAAGAGUCGCAAUUAUCGGUGCAGGAUGCAGUGGUUUAACUGCUAUUAAAUGUUGCUUAGACGAAGGGUUACUGCCAGUCUGCUUUGAACGUGAAGAUGAUAUUGGGGGACUUUGGAAUUAUACAGACAGUGCCAAAUAUGGAAAAGGCAGUGUUUAUAAAUCGUGCGUUAUCAACACCAGCAAAGAAAUGAUGGCGUUUAGUGACUUUCCUCCUCCGAAACAUUUUCCAACGUUUUUACCACAUAAAUACGUGCUAGAGUAUUUUAGACUUUAUGCAAAGAAUUUUGGACUUUUGAAUUACAUAAACUUUAAAACUUCAAUAGAGAGUAUUGAGCAAUGUCCAGACUUUGAACAGACCGGAAGAUGGAAAGUGACAUAUCAUUCCGCCAAAACCGGACAAACUGUCUCCGAAGUAUUCGAUGGUGUAAUGGUCUGUAGCGGACACCAUACGCAUCCGUUCCUGCCUGCGUUUGAUGGUGUAGAAAAGUUCCAUGGUACGACCAUGCAUUCUCAUAGCUACCGAAGUCCUCAACAGUUUACAGACAAAAAAGUUCUGGUCGUUGGAAUUGGAAAUUCAGCAGUAGAUAUAGCAGCUGAUUUGACCAAUACAGCAUCACAGGUAUACCUAAGUACAAGACGUGGAGCAUGGGUUAUAAGUCGCAAAGGAUUCUGGGGACUUCCGUCAGAUGCUGUUGCAAAUAAUCGUCUGCUGUUCCAGUUACCAAGAAAUGUAUUACAAUGGUCUGUGGAGAAAAUGGCGAACUUCAACUUCGAUCAUGAAACCUAUGGCGUCAAACCAACUCACAGACCAUUAGAUGCUCAUCCGACAAUCAAUGACGAGCUGCCUACAAAGAUAAUGACAGGAAAAAUCAAAAUAAAACCAAACGUCCAUAACUUUGAUGAUUCCGGAGUUGUCUUUCAUGACGGAAGCCAUGAAAAGGUUGAUGCUGUCAUAUUUGCUACUGGCUAUUCUUACAAAAUCAAGUUUCUGGACGAGUCCAUUGUCAAUAUCAAUAAGAACCAGACCUGUCUCUACAAAUACAUGUAUCCACCACACCUACGGCACCCAACACUAGCUGUAAUUGGAUUGGUCCAAGCUGUUGGUGCAGUAAUGCCGAUUUCAGAAAUGCAAUGCAGAUGGUACACAAGAGUUCUCAAAGGUUCUAACACGCUGCCAUCUGUUCCCGCAAUGAUGUCAGAUAUUCAAACCAAACAAGACCAUAACAACAUGUAUGUCAAGUCACAACGACACACAAUACAGACUUUCUGGAUUGACUAUAUGGAUGAGAUUGCAGAAGAGGUUGGAUGUAAACCAGAUUUUAAAUCCUUAUUCCUGCAGGACCCCAAGCUAACUUUGCAUUGUUUACUUGGGCCAUGUUUUCCGGCACAAUAUAGACUUAAUGGACCAGGGAAAUGGAACGGUGCUAAAACGUCAAUUUGCGGUGGUAUGGAACGGUCUCUGGCACCACUAAAAUCAUCCAACGUUCUGCCAAAAAAUGCCAAAUUAGUGGACGACUGCUCACGUGACAUUUGUAUAACUAUUCCGAAAUGGCUGACUUCAUAUUUCCUUUUACUUUUUGUAGUAUUUUUGUUGUUUUGUGUAUGUCUUGUUUGAGCAAUUUAAAAAAUGUAUAUGAUUGUCUUUCAAAGAAACUGUGAUAAAAGUUUUUAAAGUUCUUAUGAUUUGUAGAUAAAAUGAAUGUUCUAAUUCAUUUUUAAUGCCUUUUUUAUAAUAUUUGUU
This is a messenger RNA of Mytilus californianus (California mussel), 1746 nucleotides long. Its product is annotated as flavin-containing monooxygenase 5-like. Bases 1 to 1620 code for a protein of 539 amino acids. Lineage: Eukaryota; Metazoa; Mollusca; Bivalvia; Mytilida; Mytilidae. The record is from RefSeq and is a predicted model, not a curated record. The transcript is spliced from 6 exons. Gene Ontology annotation, molecular function: N,N-dimethylaniline monooxygenase activity; flavin adenine dinucleotide binding; NADP binding.